This is a messenger RNA of Fusarium sp. VM40, 297 nucleotides long. NCBI's taxonomy places the organism in Eukaryota, Fungi, Ascomycota, Sordariomycetes, Hypocreales, Nectriaceae. The record is from the annotation of a GenBank genome assembly.
AUGUGCACAGUCACGUAUUUCAAGCACAAAGAAUGCAAGCACACCUGGGUUAUCCUCACAGCACCCUGCAGACCAUUCAUGGGCCUCAACAACUGCCCGACCUUCUGCGAUGGCACAGCCAAGGACGAGCCCAAGUUCUUCAACACCAAAAGUCGACCUUGUCCUCGAUGCCAGAUGCACGGCGUCUACGACCGUAACUUGGUACGCAUGGUGGAGAGUAUGGGACGGGGCAUCAAAUGGGGUGUUGGGCCUGAUGCAGAUGAUUGGGGGUGUGAGGUGAAGUGCGUGAUUCUUUGA